UUUGUAGCAAGCGUGAGCUCCAAUGGGGGUGGGGAGGGGGGACAUUGGUUGAGCGGUGUCUUUAAGAAGAGCGAAUGGUGAGUGCUAGAUUGUUGCACGCUUGUUGAUCCCAGGUUGGUUUCAAUUGUCAAUCGCCGUGCGGAUUUCAUUCAUUCAUUUAUUCCCUCCCUCUCCAUUGUAUCAAUGGGACCUGUGGAAGCGGAUUUACUGAAUUUGUGAAGCGCAACUUGCGAGAUUGGAGGAUCGAAGGACGUGAGAGGUGGAAGGGGUGGGGGGAAAAAGCCCUGUCUUUAUUUUUAAAUUCCCAGCCUGUGCAUCCUCUUCCCACGCCUUCUCCCACUACAAUGUGAUAGAAGAUGGCGGCUACAAACGGUGCAGGCAAUAAAACCAACCCCAGUCCGUCCAAAACGCCGGUGGAGCUGGAUUUUAGGUCCGGAGCUAAGCUCGAAGACUUGAACAAAUUGAUCCAGGAAUUCAGCCGGCAAGACCAGCGGGAAUACGAUGACCACAAGGCCCUUGAAAUCCACACUGCCAAAGACUUCAUCUUCUCCAUGCUGGGCAUGGUCCAGAAACUGGACCAGAAGCUGCCCAUGGCCAACGAGUAUCUGCUGCUGUCUGGUGGGGUCCGUGAAGGGGUGGUGGACAUGGACCUGGAGGAGCUCGGCCUCUACGUCCGCAGGACGGACUACGACAUGGACUUCACCCUCCUGGUGCCGGCCCUCAAGCUGCACGAUCGCAACCAGCCGGUGACCUUGGACAUGCGCCACUCCGCCCUCUGCCACUCCUGGCUCAGCCUGCGCCUCUUCGACGAGGCUACCAUCAACAAGUGGAAGGACUGCUGCACUGUGGUGGACCACGCCAACGGCGGCGCCAACUACUUCUUCUCGCCCACGCGGGUGGCGGAGUGGUUCCACCAGGCCUUCACCCUGGUGCUGGGGGAGGUGCUCAAGAAGCCCCAGCGUGGGACCCCCAAGGUGGAGAGGGUGGAGAAGAACCAGACGGUGAUCUCGGUGGUCCUGGCCGUUGGGUCCAGCCGCGUCCUCUACGACAUCGUGCCGGUGGUUUCCUUCAAGGGCUGGCCGGCAGUGGCCCAGAGCUGGCUGAUGGAGAACCACUUCUGGGACGGCAAGAUCACGGAGGAGGAGGUGAUCAGCGGCUUCUACCUGGUGCCGGCCGCCUCGCUCAACGGCAAGAAGGAGAACGAGUGGAGGUUGUCCUUUGCCCGCAGUGAGGUCCAGCUGAAGAAGUGCAUCUCCACCAACCUCAUGCAAGCCUACCUGGCGUGCAAGGCCAUGAUAACCAAGCUCCUGUUCAAGUCCCGGGCUGUUAGUCCGUACCACCUGCGGAGUCUGAUGCUCUGGGCUUGCGACCGUCUCCCCACCGUGUACUUGGCCAGGGAGGGCUGCUCGGCGGGCUUCCUACUUGGCCUGCUGGACGACCUCCAGCAUUGUCUGGUCAACCGACUCUGCCCCAACUAUUUCAUUCCGCAGUGCAACAUGUUUGAGCAACUGUCUGACGAGACGGCGCUGCUCUACGCCCGCCGGCUGGCCGCCGUACGCUCGGACCCCGGUGAACACCUGCGCACGGCCAUCGAGCAGGUGCGUGCCGCCAACCGGCUGGCCGAGGGAGCCCCGCGGAGGGGCAACGGCCCGGGCACGCCCUCCCCCUACCCGGACGGCGGAUGCGGGGAGGGGCGGCCUCAGGAGGACCAUCUGGCCAAGAAGCUGCAGCAGCUGGUGACCGAAAACCCGGGCAAGUCCAUCUCUGUCUUCAUCAACCCCGACGACGUCACCCGGCCUCACUUCCGCAUCGACGACAAAUUCUUCUGAGCCAACUGCAGGGCGGAGCGUCGAGUCUGUGGCCCUCACCCAGGCACUAUCACGGCUGAGCUUCCUGAAGCAGAAUGGUCCCAUUCACACCUGGGCUCUGCUACCACGGACAAAUUGAGGGGUCCAAGAAAACCUAGGGUUUGCUUCCUCAGACUGACUUAACUUGUUGGUUCUGGUGAGCUGUCCAGUUUGGGAUUGCCCUGAGAGGGGUAUUAAGACUCCAGAAAUCCCCCUGACGAAACGAGCAACAUUUCUGCAAUGUGUACAGUGAGGUUAUUUCAUGAGAACAGAGGCGUGGUAGUGUUUGGUUUGCACGGUACAGCGGUAGAGUUGCUGCCUCACAGUACCAGAGACUUGGGUCCGAUCCUGACUAGGGGUGCUGUCUGUACGGAGUUCGUACGUUCUCCCUGUGACCACGUAGGUUUUCUCCGGGUGCUCUGGUUUCCUCCCACACUCCAAAGACAUGCGAGUUUGUAGAUUCAGGGGGCCAUUUGCCCUUCAAAAUUUGAUGGGUUUUCAUUUCUCGGUAUCUAGUUGGAGGCACAAAUCCUGGCAUUAACCCAUUUUGAAGGUCUUUGCGCAAACUCUUGUGUGCCCUACUGGAUUGGUUUAGAAUCUCAGCAUAGCAAAGACCACAUAUGUUGAGCUGAGCUGAGAGAGCUAAAGAUGGCUCGAGUCAGUCUGAAGAAGGGUCCUGACGUGAAACGUCACCUAUCCUUGUUUUCCAGAGAUGCUGCUGGACCCGCUGAGUUAUUCCAGCACUUUGUGUCCUUUUCCUGGAGGCGAGGAUCGAGCCUGGGUCUCUGGCGAUGUGAGGUAGCAACUCUACCGCUGCUCCACUGUGUCACCGCUAAAGAUUAAAGACUAAAGAUUACCUUACUACUGCGUUUAGGUCCAACAUAGACAAUGGGUCAAACUGCAAAUCAAUUUCCUUGGCAGAUGCAAAAAGAUUUAUUAAGAGUUUGUACAAAGAUGUAUUAAGAGUUUGAGAGCAAGAUAUUGGGCAGACUGGCAUAGGACACUGUGGGCAAAUAAACUUCUCAAUUCGCAAUUUGGUCCAUAAAUAAAUCUCAAAGUUAGCACCCGCAGUUGGGGGUGGAUGGGGGAGGGGAAUAGAUUGCCUUUAAAACCGAUUGCCGUAUGGACCAGUUGAGGAGUAGAGUGUUUUUACAUCAACAGCACCUCCGCUCACCAAUAGUAUCCAACUGGGAAGCAAGGAGACCACCUGGGUGGCACAGCCCGACAUGGGCACCCACAGCCGUGCUGACACGCAGGUUUUGGGCAAUGAAUUGCUACUAUCCCUCAUCCAGAUCCUAUGCUGUAGGAGUGGCAGGAAGAGUGCACAACCGUCAAAUGCCAACUGGUCACCAUACCUCCUUCAGAUGCUCCAACCUGCAAGGCAUUCAACUAGGAGCGGGAGGUCACCGAAUGAUGAGAGGAACUUUGUUCUACUCACACACCCUUUGCUGGCCCAUUGCAAUGGAGGCCAUCUAUAGGUUCGAUCCUCGCCUCGAGUGCUGUCUGUGUGGAGUAUGUACAUUUUCCCUGUGACUACGUAGGCUUCCUCCAGGUGCUCUGGUUUCCUCCCUCAUCCCAAAAACCUGUAGGCUAGCGUAAUAAUUGGUCUUCUACAACUUGCCCUAGUGUGUAGGGAGUGUAUCAGACAGUGGGAUAACCUAGAACUAAUGUGAACGGGUGAUCGCUGGUCGACGCCGACUCGGUGGGUUAAAAACUAAAACUGUAGGUUGUGACUCAAAUGAUCAUCCAGGUGCUCACGUUUAAGAACUUCAGAUGCUGGAAAAAUCGAAGGUAGACAAAAAUGCUGGAGAAACUCAGCAGGUGAGGCAGCAUCUAAGGCGCGAUAGAAUAGGUGAUGUUUUGGGUCGAGACUCUUCAGAGUGCUUAUUAAGCAUUCCAUUAAUCUGAACCACGCAUUGUGAGAUAUGGAUGGUAAGAAAACUUGGUCUAUUCAGCGUGCUGAUAAUGCAUUCAAAGAAUUUGAGACCACACUCUAGAAAUCUUCCUCACCAGGGGCAUGAAAUGCACUCUUCCUUCAUCCUUCCUGACUACUUAGUUACAGUUAGCUUGAACUGUGAAAUCAGCAGUGGCAUCUCUCAAGUGAAAUCUUGCUCACUGUCCUUGGUUUUGAAGCCACUUUCACCAUCCAACCGCAAUUUGUCAAAAUCUUGUUAAUUCUGGACUUUUAAAUGCCAACUAAUAUCUGGGAACAUUCAUUAUUGAAGCGACUACACUAUUGCCAGCAGAUAAGUGUUGGAAUUUGGGAAUAAUUCAUUUAAAAUUUGUCCAUUGAAAUUCAUCCAAAUAUUGGAUAUUGCCUGAAAAUUGUAACCUUUAUAACGGAUUGGUCUAUUUAUUCAACCCACAUCCCAUUUUGGACAAUUAAUUUAAAACAAAUUAAAAAUUUAAAAACGGGAUGAACAGCAAGUAGUUCAAUUGGCUCAGUGGUAUUUUUGGCUCUUAGGGCUAUAGGAAUCAAGGGAUAUGGGGGGGGGGGGAAAGCAGGCUACCGAUUUUUAGAUGAUCCGCCAUGACCAUAUUGAAGGGCCCAAUGGCCUACUCCAUCUAUUCUUCUAUGUUUCUAUUGUCACAUGUACAACGGUACAGUGACAUUCCUUUGCAUACAGUGCAGUCUAAUUCUCAGGAUACAUGGGUGUAAUGAUGUCUAAGAAUGUCGGACUAGAAGGUUACACUAAGACGGCACACAAGGUACAGCAGCAGAGCUGCUGCAUUGCAGCGCCAGAGACUGGUUUGAUCCUGACUACAGGUACUGUCUGUCUGGAGUUUGUACGUUCUCCCUGUGACCGUGUGGGUUUUCUCCAGGUGCUCGGGUUUCCUUCCACACUCCAAAGACAUACGGGUUUAUAGGUAAAUUGGCUUCAGUUAAAAUGUCCCUCGUCUGUAGUAUAGUGAUAAUGUAUGGGAUGAUCACCGGUCGGUGUGGACAUGUUAGGCCAAAGGGCCUGUUUCCGCGUUGUAUCCCAAACGUCUAAAGAGUCGCCACAUUUCCACCACCAUUUUCAAAUCCAAAGUGGUUAACAAAGUAGAAUCGUACCUUGGCCAUAAAGGCCCAUUGUCCUGGCGAUGGCACUGGGUCGUAGUAGCAAGGGUUGGCCUGGCCUGGCCUGGCCAGGUGAUGUUGUUGGUGUCCUGCUCCAUGCUGCUACAGGUCUAUGCUUGGACACAGUGCCUACUCCAUGUCAUACAGCAUAGUUGAUUUCACUUUCCAACCUGAUCUCGAGGUAAUUUUUAAAAAUCUGCAAUGGAAUCUUUCUUGCCCAGGUAAGACCAUAGGGCAUAAGAGCACAAUGAGGCCAUUGGGCCCAUCAAGUAUACUGCGCCAUUGGAUCAUGGCUGAUCUAUCUCUCUUUCUCAUCCGCAUUCCCCUGCUUCUGCCUGUAACCUUUGACACCCUUACUUAUCAAGAACCUAUCGAUCUCUACAACCCAAUCAUGGUCUUCACAGCCACCUGUGGCAAUGAAUUCCACAGAUUCACCCACCAAAUGGCUAAAAUAAAUACCUGCUCAUCUCCAUUCUAAAGGUACGUCCUUUUAAUCCGAGGCUGUGCUCUGUGGCCUGAGACUCUCCCUUCUCCUCAAUCGUCAAUGGUAGGUUUGGACCCAAACCUGCUUCAGUUUCUAUGCAAUUUCUUGGCACCAUUCAGUGAAUCUUGUGAAUCAGGGUUGAGAAAGAAACAGUUACUGUAAUCCUGUGCUUGUUUUCAGAACAAUGCAAUCUUUAAACUGUAGCCAAUUGCCAUGGAUUUCUGCCUCGAUGUUCAGUAGCUGUUGAAAUUCGCAGAAUGUUUGAGCUGCAAUCUAAUUUGCAUCUUGAAAAAACCCAACUAAAUGUAAUUUAUGGAUAAACUACACAUCACUUGUAACCAAUAGUGUUUUGGGCUUGGGUUUUACUAUUGCCACAUGCACCAAGGAAGAGUGAAAAGCUUUGUUUUGCAUGCUAUCCAAACAGUUCAGAUAUACUAUACAUAGAUACAAUGUUCAAACUCGAAUAUAAUAGAUAGGGCCAAGGGGAAGAUACAGAGUAGAAUAUAAUUCACAGUAAUAGUCAUAGUCAGACAGUGUGAAAACAGGACCUUCGGCUCAACUUGCCCACACCGACCACAUUAGUCCUACCUGCCUGCGUUUGGCCCAUAGCCCUCUAAACCUAUCCUAUACAUGUACCUGUCCAAAUGUUUCUUUAUCAUUGUGAUAGUACCUGCCUCAACUAUCCCCUCUGGCAACUCAUUCCAUACACACACCCCCUUUGUGUAUAUAAAAAGAAUGUCCUGUUUGUUUAUAUUUGGCCCAUAUCCAUGUACACCUUUCCUAUCUCUCUACCCGUCUAAGAAUCUUUUAAAUGUUAUUGUACUUGACUCGACUACCCCCACUGGCACCUCGUUCCAGAUGCCUUCCACCUUCGGGUUCCUAUUAAAUCUUUCCCCUCUCAGCUUAAUCCUAUGUCCUCUGAUUUUUCAUUCCCUUACUCUGGGUAAAAGACUGCAUCUACCCAAUCCAUUCCUCUCAUAGACCUCUAUAGGAUCAACCCUCAUCCUUCUGCACCCCAAGGAAUAAAGUGUUAGCCUGCCCAACUCCUUCCUAUAGCUCAUGUCCUUGAGUCCUGAAAACAUGCUCGUAAAUCUUCUUUGCUUAACAUUGUAGCACAUCCGUUCCAGAGACCAAGUCCAAUGUCCUCAAUGGGGUAGAGGUGAAUCAAACCGUAUCUUGUGGGAGGACAGUUCAGAAGCCUGAUAGCAGAGGGGAGCUUCUUAUUAUCAAGAUGAGCCAGGGCUGAAAGUAGUGCAAGGGAGACCUAAUCUUACUGUAAGUAAAUUGGCUUGGAUUGUGUGGAGGACUGGCAGUGAUGAAGGCUGUUAUCAAUCCUUCAAAGCAUUUCACUCUUGUUCAUAUACGAGCCACCUCCUCAGAAGCUGCUUCAUUGUUGUCAGUGCUAAUGUUAACAUUAGUCAUCUCUCUUUCAAUUGUGUCCUUGUGGUGAAGCUUUGAUCUUUGGCCUCUGUGCAUUGACGACCUACCUGUAUAGCGCAUCUUCGGGGAUACAUCCAUUUUCCACCCUGUGUACACGUCCAAGGCAAUGGAGAGGCUUCUGCUUGAGGAUUGCAGGGAUGCUCGGCAUGUUGGUCAGGGAGAGGACAAGUUCAUUGGUUGAUUUUGUUCUCCUAUGAAACUCCCGGGAUGCGACGAAGACAGCAGAAAUAAAAAGAAGAUUCAAUUUCAGUUCUUAAUGCAGGUAUGAUGUCCAAGCUUCACUGCUGUAGGGUACCGAGCUCAAGAUGCACGCUUUGCAGAUGGUUAUCUUGGACUUGAGUGUGAAUUUCCAGUUCUUCCAUGCCCACUUGGUUAGCCUGAAGGUGGUUUGCUGCCUUUCCUGCACAUGAUUGCUUUGCAAAUCCAGAGAGAAGAUAUAUAUCUGUCACUGUAGAUCCUAGGCUGGUGAAUUUGUUGACAGUGUCCAGCAGAGUGGUAUUUAGGGUGAUUUUAUGUGGGAGGGGAGUGCCCUGACCCAUGACAUCGGUCGUCUUAGCACAAAUUGUCAGUUGACGCUGAUUAGUUUAGUUCAGAGAUACAGCAUGGAAAUGGGCCCUACAGCCCACGGAGUCCGUGGUGACCAUUGAUCACCCUGCACACUAAAACUAUCCUACAAACUAGGGACAAGUUACAGUUUUACCAAAGCCAAUUAACCAAAAGAACCUGUACAUAUUUGUGGUGUGGGAGGAAAUUUUAGCACCCACAGAAAACCCACGCAGGCACAGUGAGAAUGUACAACGUCCGUACAGACAGCACCAGUGUUCAGGAUUGAACCCGGGUCUCUGGUGCUGUGAAGCAGCAUCUCUACCGCUGUGCUACCAUGUUGACCAUGAUGAUGAUCUCUGGCAGGUGGGUACUGUCCAUGGUGCUGAAGUGCUCUGGCGUGUGGGUGCUGUCCGUGGUGUUGGUGUUUUCUGUCAGAUGGGUACUGUCCAUGAUGCUGGUCCUCGGCUCCUCCUGGCCGAUCUAUAUUGUAACGGGUCAAUGGGACGGCCAAAACUCCAGAGUUGCCAAGAUGCUGUCAGGGCCUUUAGUAUUUGUCGCAUCUGAUGUUCAGAAAGGAUGUGCGGAAAUAGGAUGACAAGUUCCUUUGCCCUGUGAAGCUUCAAUUAUCUCUGUAGGAGGCAGCUCCAGGUGACGAGUUCAAUCUCACUUAGUUUGAGGGACAUAAUUAUGGAGGUAGAGAACUUCCUGGUUCAGAUGAUCCACUGAGUGAUUUAUCAACCAAAACUUGAGUUCUGAAUCCUUGGGGCCUGCGCCACAUGUUAACGUACUCUGCAUUUUAGACCGAGGUGAGAAAAGCUCUAUUCUUAAGCUGCUUAAAGAGCAAAACUGGGAAAUAUACCCUGCUCCACUCGUGGGAGAGGAUAAAAUGAGUGGGCAAUCAUUUCAAAAUCAUGUUUAUAGAAAUCUCAUCUCAUAGUGGAUCUCUGGAAUUCUCUACUACAGAAGGUUGUGGAAGAUUAGCAUUUAAGGAGGUAGAUCAUUCAUUAAAUUAUGAGGGAAUUGAGGAAAAUGGAGAAGGUGCCUGGAGUUGGCAGGACACCUGGGGAAGAAAAAGGGAACGAUAUGGGAUAUGUGGGCAGCACGGUAGCACAGCGGUAAAGUUGCUGCCUCACAGCGCCAGAUACUUCAGUUCUGACUACUCGUGCUGUGUGUACGGAGUUUGCACGUUCUCUCUCUCUGACCAUGUGGAUUUUCUCCGGGCGCUGUGGAUUUCCUCCCACACUCCAAAAAUAUACAUGUUUGUAGGUUAAUUGCCUCCGAUAAAUUGUUCCUAGUCUGUAGGAUAGUGCUAGUUUUCAGGGUUUGCUGGUCGUUGUGGAAUCGGUGGGCCAAAGGGUCUGUUUCCGCGCUGUAUCUCAAGUCUAAAGUAAAUAAAUCAACUAGGUGAUCCAGAAGAAUCUGGCGUGGGCUGACGGGUCUCCUCCUUUGCUGUGCAACAUGCCUGUUCAGGAUACAUGCAGAAGCAACUGUGAUGGGCAUGUGUGAAAUGCACAUCGACAAGCCAACUCCCUUGGCUUGGGGUGGGUGACUAGGCAGAUUUGACAGUAUCUCCAUCCAUUGGAAGAUCAGCAUGAGGAGAUGUGGAUCACUGGAGGGCGAGUGCAAGAGUCACCACUUCAUUGUUCCAUCAACACCAAAGGUGGAAGCAGACAAUAGGAACGAGGUCUAGCAAACCGUUUGCAUAGGGAAAGAUUUAACAAUCGGGACCUCAUAAUUUUAGACUUUAGAGGUACAGUGUGAAAACAGGCUCUUCAACCCAUUGAAUCCAUGCCAAGCAUCAAUCACUCGCACUAUCCUACACACUCGGGACAAUUUACAGAAGCCCGUUGACCUACAAACCAGCACAUGUUUGGAAUGUGGGAGGAAACCAGAGCACCCGGCGAAAACCCACGCAGUCACAGGGAAAAGGUACAAAAUCUGUACAGACAGCACCUGUAGUCAGGAUUGAACCUGGGUCCCUGGCGCUGUGAGGCAGCAACUCUUCCACCCACCACUGGCCUGAAAGGAAAAGAAAAUCUCUGGAUCACCUGAAUCUUAAGUUGGUCAGUGUAGAAGCAGGGUGAUGAUGCAGAUAAAAGUUGGUGGCAACAGUAAGGUAGACACCACAGGAAGCAGUGACCAAGUCCCUUUCUUGCAGACAGCAGUGUUCAAAGUGACGUUACUGCGAAGAGUGAGAUGUGGCUGCUGAUAAUACUUAUGUUCCACUUCAGGGACUUUAGGCCGCAGUAGCUAGUGUUGAACAGAAGGUGGUUCCUGCCAUAGACCAGUGAGUUACCGUGCUGAACUCAAGUAUAUGGUAGAACAUUGACCCAUUUAAUGUUAGCAUGCAACAUAAACUAUUCAAUGUACCUCGGUACAUGUGACCAUAAACUAAACCAUCAAAUGAACAAUGAAUGAAAAUGGUUUAUCCCUCAUUAAUGUGGACACAUGGAACUGCAGAUGCUGGUGUACACGAUAUGCUGGAGUAACUCAGCAGAUCACGUAACAUCUCUGGAGAACCUGGACAAGACCUAUCUGUGGUCUGCAGCGGCACUGCCUCACCCACUGAGUUGCUCGAGCUACAUGUCUUUUUUUUCACCUCUCAUUAAUCCUGAUUUAUUAGAGAAAUGUUGGAGCUCAAAUUGACCUUUCAGUUGGUGGUUCAGGUGAAGUAAACUUUCUGCCAAUCAUUCAAAAUUUGUUUGUGAGCUUAUUUUGAUGAUCUGUCAGACAAUCCCCUUGACUUCCUCUGCUCUGUAAAGGACAACACUCUGCCUACUAACAUGAUGGACCACGGCAUUUGAAUGACAAAUUUGCAAUUAUGAAAGUUGGUUGCUUGUAUAUUCCUUUUCAGGGCUUAAAAAUACAUUUCUCACCAACUAAGUCUUUCAUUGUAAAUACAGGUACACCCAAUUAGUGCACAGCAAGAUCCCACAUGUGGCAAUGAGUUGCGGGACGCUUUUAACGGUUGGUAGUUGAUUUUGGCCCAAGUCGACCGAUGUUACCUUUGGAAUCGUGCCUUGAAUUUCCCUCGGCACAUCUGAGACGGUUGCUGCACUGUGACAUCUUUGAGGACGCCACAUCUCGCGGUGCUGCAUCAAGUCCCUUGACCUGCGGAUUGGGUUCUAGUUGUGCCUCUGCCUCUGACUCUAUGCAACACCUUGGUUCUGGUAGAGAGGACCUCGACCUACUCACCUCUGAGGUUGAGGGGCACGAAUCCUGGAGGGGUCACUGAGGAAGAGUUGGCAGCCUCCACUCAAAGGAUUGACUGAUCUCUGUUAGAAGCCCUUGUGCGAUUUUGGUGAUUUAAUUUACUUUGGGUGGGGAGAAAAGAGUAAUGUGAAAUCUAUUAGAAUUACAAACAAGGAUUUAACUGGUGUUUGCAGCGGUCCUUGUCGCCAAGGUUUAAAAAUUAAAGUUGGCAAAAUAUGCAAUCUAAUUAUAAAAUAAAAUCUUCCAACAUUGAGACAUUA
Molecule: messenger RNA, 10851 nt
Organism: Leucoraja erinaceus (little skate)
Lineage: Eukaryota; Metazoa; Chordata; Chondrichthyes; Rajiformes; Rajidae
Product: nucleotidyltransferase MB21D2-like
Exons: 2
Coding region: 357-1829 (490 amino acids)
Source: RefSeq, a predicted model, not a curated record